CCUUUUCUGUCUCUCUCUCCCUCAUCCAAGGCUCCUCCUCCUCGUCUAUCUGUUAUGCUUUUUCCUUUCCUUCCGCCUCUGCCAACACAAUAGUAGCACGCACGUACACAGAAACUGGCUUUUCUCUCUUUCUUUCUUGUGGUGAAGAAAUGUCAAGAUUGUUGUCAAAAUAAAAAAUAAAAGAUCAAAAAGAAAAAAAAAUAUGAAGGUGAGGCAUUUGGUGUUGGGUUUGCUGUCGGUUACCGUCAUUGCUCCCAUCUUUCUUUACACCGAUAGGGUCGCCACCUUCAAUCCUUCUUCUUCUACACGCGAUUUUCUUGAUGAUGUUGCAACUUUUACGCUGCUCGGCGACACCAGGCGUCUCAAUGUUCUUCCUCAGGAAACUUCCACCGCCAUCAAAGAACCCGCUGGAAUCGUAUAUUCGGACCCCUCCAACAAUUCUUUUCGUAAAGUCACAGAGACCAGGGAGCAUAAAUCAACACGAGUGCUUUCUGCUACAGAUGAAGAACGUCAUCCCCAAUUACACAACCCCAUUAGACAGGUCACCAUCCCUGCUCCUGCCAAUCUCACCACUCUCCUCGAUUCCCAUCCCAAUGCAUCUCACCGCUGGGGUACAAAGCUUGAGCAACAACCCACUCAACUGGCUGGCAACAUUGAUCAGAAAGAGCAUUCAGAUAACAAAUCCAGCACACUGACUGAACCACUAGAUGCUCAGGUACGUCAUCUCAAAGACCAGCUCAUCCGCGCGAAAGUGUACCUCUCCCUUCCAGCCAUCAAAAGCAACCCGCAUGUUACAAGGGAGCUUCGACUGCGGAUUAAGGAAGUUUCACGUGCUCUUGGUGAUGCAACCAAGGACUCUGAUCUGCCAAAGAAUGCCUUUGAUAAGUUGAAAGCAAUGGAACAAUCCUUAGAAAAAGGUAAGCAGAUUCAAGAUGAUUGUGCUGCUGUGGUAAAGAAGCUUCGGGCUAUGCUCCACUCAACGGAAGAGCAACUCCGAGUCCACAAAAAACAGACUAUGUUCUUGACACAAUUAACUGCAAAAACCCUUCCCAAGGGUCUUCAUUGCCUGCCUUUGCGUCUUACUACUGAGUAUUAUGCUUUGAAUUCUUCACAACAGAACUUUUUAAAUCAAGAGAAAUUAGAAGACCCCCAGCUGUACCAUUAUGCACUUUUCUCGGAUAAUGUACUAGCAGCAGCAGUUGUUGUAAACUCAACUGUCUCCCAUGCUAAGCACCCUUCAAAUCAUGUUUUCCACAUUGUUACGGAUAGGCUUAAUUAUGCAGCAAUGAGGAUGUGGUUUCUAAGUAAUCCACCAGGGAAAGCCACUAUACAGGUCCAGAACAUUGAAGAAUUUACAUGGUUAAACUCAAGCUACAGUCCAGUCCUUAAGCAAUUAGGUUCUCCUUCCAUGAUUGAUUAUUACUUCAGGGCACAUCGGGCCAAUUCUGAUUCAAAUCUGAAGUUCCGUAACCCAAAAUAUUUGUCCAUCCUGAACCAUCUACGGUUUUACCUACCAGAGAUCUUCCCGAAACUGAAUAAAGUGCUGUUCUUAGAUGAUGAUAUAGUAGUCCGGAAGGACGUCAGUGGUCUUUGGUCCCUGGAUUUGAAGGGCAAUGUCAAUGGUGCUGUUGAGACAUGUGGAGAAAGCUUCCAUCGGUUUGAUCGGUAUCUCAACUUCUCAAAUCCUCUCAUCUCAAAGAACUUCGACCCACAUGCCUGUGGAUGGGCAUAUGGAAUGAAUAUUUUUGAUUUGGAGGAGUGGAGGCGGCAAAACAUCACUGAUGUAUAUCAUAGAUGGCAGAAGCUGAAUCAUGACAGGCAAUUGUGGAAGUUGGGGACACUGCCUCCUGGUCUGAUAACAUUUUGGAAACGCACUUAUCCACUCGACAGAUCUUGGCAUGUGCUUGGGCUUGGGUACAAUCCUAAUGUAAACCAGAGGGAGGUAGAACGAGCUGCUGUUAUACACUAUAAUGGCAACUUGAAACCAUGGCUGGAGAUAGGGAUACCUAAGUAUAAAAAUUAUUGGGCAAAGUAUGUAGAUUAUGAUAAUAUGUAUUUGCGAGAAUGCAACAUCAAUCCGUAGAAAGCCUUGAUGGGGAUAUCCUGAUGUUAAAGUUUUUGUGGUGACCCAUGAAUUUUUACAAUUCUACACAUCUCUUUGUAGGUUAUUCUGUUCAGAGGUAUUGGGUUGAAUUCAUUCUUGUAUACAUUGUCAAUUUUGAUAUCGGUUUCUUGCAGGUGUAUUUGUAAA
Theobroma umbraticum is the source of this 2251-nucleotide messenger RNA. RefSeq names its product galacturonosyltransferase 4 (gene GAUT4). Gene Ontology annotation, molecular function: polygalacturonate 4-alpha-galacturonosyltransferase activity. The record is from RefSeq and is a predicted model, not a curated record. NCBI's taxonomy places the organism in Eukaryota, Viridiplantae, Streptophyta, Magnoliopsida, Malvales, Malvaceae.